Menidia menidia (Atlantic silverside) is the source of this 654-nucleotide messenger RNA. Lineage: Eukaryota; Metazoa; Chordata; Actinopteri; Atheriniformes; Atherinopsidae. The record is from the annotation of a GenBank genome assembly.
AUGCUGCAGCGGCGUCUCUUUCACACUAUUCUCCGACACUUUUGCCCGGACACUCCCGUGGUCACCACCGGCCGGCUGGCCGGGGCCCCCCCCAGGGCCGCCCUACGGACGCACGGCCGCCUGGCACCGGGGCAAAGCGAACGAAGGGGCUCCACCUUUUUUGAAAAAAAGAAGAAGAAACUUGCCGCGCUUAAAGAUUUCAGGGAGCGGACUCUGGUGGCUGUGAAGCCGGAUGGAGUUCAGCGCCGUCUUGUUGGACAGAUAAUUCAGCGAUUCGAGCAGCGAGGCUUCAAGUUGGUUGGCCUGAAGAUGUUGGAGGCAUCUGAAGAGCUCCUUUCUGAGCACUAUUGCGAACUGAGAAUGAAGCCUUUUUAUCACGGCCUGCUGCGUUACAUGACCUCGGGGCCUGUGGUCGUCAUGGUUUGGGAGGGACACAAUGUUGUCCAGACAUCCCGAACAAUGGUGGGACACACAAAUCCAGCAGAGGCCCCGGCAGGCACCGUCAGAGGAGAUUUCAGCAUUCAUGUCAGCAGGAAUGUGGUCCACGCCAGCGAUUCAGUGGAGGGGGCUCAAAGAGAGAUCCAGCUCUGGUUCCAGGAGAAGGAUAUCCUGAACUGGGACUGCUGUGAUCAGACCAGCACCGGUGAUGUGUGA